Ceratitis capitata (Mediterranean fruit fly) is the source of this 2600-nucleotide messenger RNA. RefSeq names its product phospholipase A-2-activating protein (gene Plap). The transcript is spliced from 8 exons. Lineage: Eukaryota; Metazoa; Arthropoda; Insecta; Diptera; Tephritidae. The record is from RefSeq and is a predicted model, not a curated record. Gene Ontology annotation, molecular function: ubiquitin binding. Gene Ontology annotation, cellular component: nucleus; cytoplasm. Bases 137 to 2458 code for a protein of 773 amino acids. Gene Ontology annotation, biological process: ubiquitin recycling; proteasome-mediated ubiquitin-dependent protein catabolic process.
GCUAAAGCAAAUCAGAAAUUUUGCUAUUAGACAAAAGAAGCGAUUUUACAUAGUCAUUAUCAGUUUUUAUAUUCUUGAAAUUAAUCAAGUUGCAAGCCGCUCUUUAUAUAAAGCAGAAAGUUUCAAUUUUAGAAAAAUGUCAGCAACUUUAAGUGAAUACAAACUUAGUUGUGAAUUGCUUGGUCAUUCUAUGGAUGUACGCUCGGUUGGGGUUGGUUGGGAUACUCCAGAAGGACAAAUAAUAAUCUCCGGUUCACGCGAUAAAACCGUGAAAUUGUGGAAACGCUUAGGCGAAAACUAUGCAGAGGCUGUGACAUUUCAAGAUCAUAAAAAUUUCGUUGCUUGUGUUUGCUACCUAGAAAGUGAACAAUGGAUUUGUACGGGAAGUAAUGAUGCAACGGUAGCUAUUUAUAAGGAGGGUGGAUACAUCCCAAUACUGACUCUGACUGGGCACACUUCAACCGUGUGUGCUAUCGCUGGUGGAACAAUGCCGCAAACUCUUAUUACCGGUAGCUGGGAUAAAACCGCACGCAUUUGGACCAUCAAUCAAGAAGGUGUCGCAACUUCAGUAGUACUACGCGGACAUGAAGCUGCAGUAUGGUCAGUAGCCUGUACGAAAGAGUUAAAAAAGUAUAUUACUGGUUCGGCAGAUAAAUGCAUUUAUUACUGGAAUGAAAAAGGUGAAAAGUUGCGUAUGUUAAAAGGUCACACAGAUUGUGUACGUGGUGUUAUAACAAUGAGCAAUAACUCAUUAGUUUCAUGUGCAAAUGAUGCGCUUAUUAAAUAUUGGAAUGAAGAUGGUGAAUGUGUUAGAGAAUUAAGUGGGCAUACUAAUUAUAUAUAUUCAAUUGCUGCGAAUAAAGCCAUUGGACAAAAUGUUAUAGUAUCUUGUGGUGAAGAUAGCACAUUACGAAUGUGGAACUUAGAUUCUGGUGAAGAAAUGGGCAAUCCUAUUGUCCAUCCUGCACAAUCCGUUUGGUCUGUAGCUUGCUUGAAAAAUGGCGAUAUUGUAACCGGCUCUAGUGAUGGCAUAAUACGUGUAUUUACAAAAGACCCAGCUCGAUACGCUGCUGAGAUAACCCUGAAAGCUUAUGAACAUGCUGUUGAUACAAGGAAAGCACAAAUGAGUGAAGAAAUUGGUGGAAUAAAAAAGACCGAGUUUCCAGGACCCGAAGCUUUACUUACAAACGGCACCAGAGAGGGACAAACUAAAAUGAUUCGUCAUCAAGAUGGUUCAGUUAAAGUAUACAAUUGGGAGUUAGGUCAGUGGAUAUUAGUUGGUGACGUUACUGGAGCUUCAGGAGGAUCACAAGCCACAUCUGGCAAGACUUUAUUUGAAGGAAAGGAAUACGAUUAUGUAUUUUCUGUAGACAUCUCAGAUAAUGCACCUCCAAUAAAACUGCCUUACAAUCGUAACGAAGACCCUUGGCAAGCAGCACAAACAUUCAUUCAUCGAAACAACCUCCCGCAAGUGUACUUAGAUCAAGUUGCUAAUUUCAUAGUGAAAAACUCGAGCAAAACAGUUGAUUCAACAACCAAAUCAACUUCAAGUGGCUACCAGGAUCCAUUUACAGGUGGCUCUCGAUAUGUGCCAGGUGGUAGCAAUCCAGGCUUGAACUCUGCAGGAAAUGUAGAUCCAUUUACCGGAGGUUCAAGUUAUUCUACGCAGCAAAAAGCAGGGCAACAUUUCCCUGUCAGAAAAUACGUAACUUUUGAUAAUUGCGAUCCUGCCAAGGUGUUGGAAAAAUUAAAGGAAUUUAAUACCAAGCUCACAGUGGAGAACGGACAAGUAUCCGAUACUUUGCUAAACGCAAUUAUAGCUUUAACUGCAGCAACGCCAGACGUGGAUACGUGCUCUGUUGAGGCACUACAACAUUUAUUAAGUUGGUCUAAUGAUAUUCUAUUUCCUGUGCUGGAUGUGUUGCGAUUGGCAAUUCGACAUGAACCUGUUUUUUCGAUUUUAAAUUCUUAUAAUUUUGUAGAUUCCAUAGUACCGAAACUAAACACUUCUGCUCCUAAUACCUUAAUGGUAGUGCGGUGCUUAGCGAAUAUGAUGUGUCAUGAAGCGGGUAGGAUAGAGGUAGAAAAGCGUUUGGUGACUAUAUUGCCACAAAUUAGUGAAAUCAAAAAUGGUAGUGCAAACUUGCAGAUUGCCGUUGCAACGUUUUAUUUGAAUUUGACAAUCUCUCAGACAUUCGUUGCGAAAGGUGAAUGUUGUCAAAUGGUUACCGAGGGUAUCGUUGAAUUGUUAAAGUGGGCUAAGGACUUGGAAGCAUUUUACCGAUCUUUUCAAGCCAUUGGCAAUUUAACAACAACGCCAUUUAGUCAAACAUCAGUGGCUAUUAUUGUAUCAACGGACUAUGUAAUGGACAAAAUACGCGAAUUAACUAACACACCGCAAACGGGUGUGUAUGCUAAACUUAAUUCCGCAGGCAAGGAACUGCUGGCAGCUUUCUAAAUAAAUAAUUCCUCAUACUCAAACUACAAUGGAUAAACGAUAUUUAAGAAAUGCAUCAACAUCAACUUUUGUUCAACAAAAAUUUGAUAUAAAAAACCGAAAUAAAUACAUAAUACAAUUAUAAAACGAUGGAAAGCUUUAA